UCAUUUAGAAAUAUUCAUUAACACAGAUCGUUCAACAGAAUCACUAAUAUGACCUUAUUGUAUUUACUACUGCUGUUAUUCAGCUCUAUUUUUGCAGUUCCAGCUGAAGAAUUUGACUCUCUUGCAUUAGUCAACAGUCUUCAAAAAUAUUGGUUUAUCGCUAGAACGGCCCGUGAAACAAAUGUCAGUGAUUCCUUGCCAAAGCCAGGUGUAUGCGGCAAUAUUCUUUCCGAUCGUAUCCUUGGGGGAAAUAAAACCGCCCUCAACGCAUAUCCGUGGACUGCUUUGCUGGUAGUUGAGCCGCGAACCGGUGGAGCCGAAUCGUUUGGUUGUGGAGGGUCAUUGAUUUCGGAUCGAUUUGUACUGACGGCAGCUCACUGCUUCCGAGAACUCCCAGCUUGGCUGCAUGUUGUUCGAGUCAGGCUGGGCGAGUGGGAUCUGGAAAGCGAGGAAGAUUGCAACGAUGAAAACAUUUGCAAUGAUAAGCCAGUAGACGUUGACAUUGGAAGCCAUUUGGUGCAUGCAGAUUACGACUCGAAGGGUUCACAUUACGACAUUGCACUGAUUAAGCUAGCGAACUCGGUCACUUUCACCGAGUACAUCUCUCCGGUGUGUUUGCCUUUAACCGAAGAACUCCAAACCCAGCCGGAACAGGGUAAAAUAUUCACAGUAAUUGGCUGGGGUACGACAGAACGAGGUCAAGAUGCUCCAGGUGUGUAUGGCAGCCGGUUCAAGCUAGAAGUUGACGUUCCUGGUGUAGGAUUGGAAAAAUGUCGCGUGCCAUAUCCGAAGAUAUUAGACUCAGAGUUGUGUGCUGGAGGAGUGGCUGGCAAAGAUUCAUGCCAAGGUGACUCCGGUGGUUGUCUGGUGGCAGUGGAAGGCGACGGUUAUUGGUAUCAGUACGGAAUUGUUAGUUGGGGCUAUGGAUGUGGGAAUGAAGGGGUUCCUGGGAUUUAUGCUCGCGUCAGUAGUUUCAUCGAUUGGAUCAAGGAGAAUAUGAAAUAAUCAAUUACAGAACAUACAGAUUGAUACGUGAAAUAAGUGUCGAAUUUGUGCAUUUUAACCUUCACGCUCAGCGUGAAAGUAUGCGGCUGUGACCGAGUUAUUCUUGUAGAGAAUUCAUAGAUUGAAUAUCAUCGUGUUAAAUUCAAUGCUUGUAAAGUAGUACUAAGUGUAUUUAAUGCCUAUUAACUCAUUAAAUCUGCAGAAAAUAAACCUAUUUUGACCUUAC
Messenger RNA from Armigeres subalbatus, 1231 nucleotides. RefSeq names its product phenoloxidase-activating factor 1-like. The record is from RefSeq and is a predicted model, not a curated record. Bases 49 to 1005 code for a protein of 318 amino acids. Lineage: Eukaryota; Metazoa; Arthropoda; Insecta; Diptera; Culicidae. The transcript is spliced from 2 exons. Gene Ontology annotation, molecular function: serine-type endopeptidase activity. Gene Ontology annotation, biological process: proteolysis.